CACAGCAGGAGUUCUUGGAAAUGUGCGACUUCUAACUCUGCUGCUCGCUUGAAGUGACAAAACGGCAUCUGUAUUCGUCACGUCUUCCUGCAACAUGUGAGUGUACACAAUGUGGUGAAAACAAGAGCAGAUGUCCAACUAGAGCGUCAUAACUAGAGAGAGCCUUCUCUAAGGUAGACGUCAGCAUGUCUGCAGUCUGGGUGAAGAUCUGUGGCAUUCUUUGUCUGUGCUAUGCAGCAGAGAUGAAAGAAGUGGUUUGGAGAGAAGUCGGAGAAUCCGUCACAAUCCAGUGUAGAUCCGGCACAAGCAAGCAUAUUUCUCUGCAUUUUAAAAGGGGCCUCCGGGAGGACAUGGAUAUUGCUCAAAUAAAUAACAAACUCAAAUUGAGAAAAAAUCAGAAAAGAUUAAUGCAUUUUUCCGAAAUUAAAUUGGAUGAGGUUAAAAAUAUGAUUGACAGAGUUCAGUUUAAUGGAACAUACCCAAACAUAGAUUUUCUUCUUAAAAACCUGAGUGUCGACGACACAGGAGCAUACUGGUGUCUGUAUUUGCAAGACACAUCAAACACCAGAGAAAUGAUAAAAGGUGGCGGAUCCGUGAUCGUUGUGGUAAAAGAAAACAGUUAUGCCAGAGCAGAAGCGGUGCAGGGCGCUGAUGAACCAACCAUGAACAUGCCCAUGCAUGUGCCGUUGGUGUAUGCUGUCCCUGCUGCAGUCCUCUUCCUUGGCAUCAUAUUGAGCUUCAUCAUUUGGAUCAAGCGCAGGACCAAGUCCGCUGACAUCACAGUUGAGCAGACGCGUGUCUACGCUGAGACCGCCAGCUCUGAUGUGGAUGAGGAGCAUGUCGAGGCUGAAGCUGAGGAUGAGACUGUGACGGUGCAGCUUGCAAAGCCGACUGAGUCGCUCAACACCUCGGACCACAGUGUCAAAAGUGAUGCGUGUUAAACUGCAUCGCUUGUCAGACCACCUGGUUUUCUAAACCAAGUUUUUGCAUGUGUGCAAAAGUGUAAGCUGGUGCCAUGCUUGAACAAAAUUGCUGAGUAUAGUUAAAGACGAAGGGGAGAAAAAAAAUCAUUAUCAUGAAUAGCAUUUACACCUAUAUUGUUUUGUCUUUGUAUGUUCCUUUCUUUUUUUCUUUUUUUUUUUUUACCAUUUUAGUCUCAGUUUUAAGAAAGUUUUACUUGUAUACAGUUAUGAUUUUAGAUAAGAUAUUACAAAUUAUUAAUGCAGGGAAAAAUAUUAAGAAUGUUUAUAUCUAUCAGGAAGGAAAAAAUGAAGGCGGAGACAAAACGUAAGGACUUUGGAGGAGAAUAAAGCAAAUAUCUGUGUUUUUAUUGUAUUUUUCUUGAAUGAUGUAUCCUUUUGACAAAGUCACACACUGUUACUCAUGAAUAAAGAAUACAUGUAAAGCAUGAAUAAUCUCAUGAA
This is a messenger RNA of Poecilia latipinna (sailfin molly), 1424 nucleotides long. RefSeq lists its product as uncharacterized. The coding region runs from base 186 to 941 and encodes 251 amino acids. Gene Ontology annotation, molecular function: signaling receptor activity. The record is from RefSeq and is a predicted model, not a curated record. Gene Ontology annotation, biological process: adaptive immune response. Gene Ontology annotation, cellular component: membrane. The transcript is spliced from 4 exons. NCBI's taxonomy places the organism in Eukaryota, Metazoa, Chordata, Actinopteri, Cyprinodontiformes, Poeciliidae.